AUGAACAAAGCUCGCGCCAUGCUGGACGCUUUGAUGGGCCCUGGCCGUGACCAGAUCGAAAAGGAGGGCAAAGGGGUCAAAGAAAAGUUCAAAGAUGAAAGUGUGUGCAAGUCCUUUCUUGUUGGACUAUGCCCACUUGAUGCGUCCAUUCUCGGUGGGAAGCGCAAGUUCAAAGUGUGUGAGAAGAUCCAUUCUGAGUUGAUGAAGGACCAGCUCGCAAAGCAUCCCGAUGCAGAGCAACUCAAGCGUGAGUACGAGAAGACACAAAUGCGAGAUUUGGACUUUGUCAUCCGGGAAUGUGAAGCACAUAUUGCUUCGGAGAAAAAUCGGAUACGGGAGGAUGUCCGACGAAAGAAGCCGCCCCUGCCGAUCCAAGUGAAUGACAAGCUGGCGCAGAUGAAGCGAGAAAGCUCUGCACUGAUUCAACGUGCAGAAGCUUUGGAUGAUGACAAAGUCCGGGAGAAGGAAGAGUUGAUCCAGCAGGCGCACGACCAGCCUUUCGCGGUUCCGGUCACGCGGCGCUCCCCGGAGUGGGGCUGGCUGGAAUAUCUACUCCACGCAAGUUGUAGCACCUACAGGCUACGGCUCCGUUCCGCAUGGUCAGUGGCCAACAAGCGCCUCAACGUGGAGUUCGAGUCUCGAUGCAAAGGGUUGCUGCAGCUCCACGCUUGGCUACCGGUUGCCGAGAUUCCGUUUGGACAGACGGUGGAGGAUAUCUGCAGAAACGGCUUCAAGGCUGGUCACACUGGCGUGUCGUUCCACGUUGGCAACCUGCAGCUUCCAAGUCUCUACAGUGACGGUCGCGACCGGGGUGGCAAUGAUCGUGGCCACAAUGUGAAGAGCCGCGGGAGGUCUUUGCCUGCGGGGCGUCGCUUGUACGAGUUUCUGCUCUGUCGCCUUGGUGCUGGGCGCUCGUAUCUCAUUGACAACCCGUCACAUGCAGAAACAUUGGCCCUGCCGCCGGAGUACGACAGCUUCUUCACGCGGCACAGCCCUGCGAAUGAGCAGGUGAUACAUGAAGAGUAUCCAGGUGUCCUGCCCCGGCAUGUUCUGCAUCAUGAGUACAUGGUCAAAGAUCCUGCGCAGGCGCUUCCUGUGUAUUUGGUGCAUUUCGAGUUCGAUCCAGAAAUGCCAGAGCUGCUCAAUCUUCCCCUGUGUGACCACUGUGGUCUACAAGCCGCGAUGGUCUACUGCGAAGCAGAUGAUGCAAUUUUUUGCAGACCGUGCGAUAGCCGGAUUCAUUCGGCGAACAAGCUGGCGGCCCGUCACAUCCGAGUGGACAUCAAUCGACGUCCCAAUGCACCACUGGGAAGUUGUCCGGAUCAUGCAGGAUCCGAGGCGGACAUGUACUGCACAGAAUGUAAAGUUCCAGUGUGCCAGCAUUGCCGCAAGCUUGGGAGCCACAGUGCAGGAGAAGCCAAAAAGCACCGUCUCGUCAACCUCCGCGAAGCAUAUCAGCAUGCGCUGAAGGCAAGCACGGUCACGGCAAACAGUGUCCUGACAGAUCGGCAGCGUGUGGAAUCCCAGCAGGUUUCUGAACUGGACCGGCGUCUGGUUACUGUGCAGGAGUCCACCCAGGCUUUGGAGGAUGGCAUCUACGACCAAGUGCAGCUUGCAGUCAAGCAGGGUCAGGCCUUGGCAGAAGAGCAGGCGCUGCUCCUCAUGGCGGACGAGUUGGAAGCCAAGCGGCAGUUGGAUCAGGCAGCAUGGAUGGAUUCCUUCUUGGAGGAACACGUCAAGAACUUGCCGCCGCCUGACUUUCUGGAAGCGUGGCUGCAGCAUGCCAAGGUCAGGCAAGAGGUCAGCCAGCUAGGUCGGCUCACAGAGCCGCGCAGCAGCGCAACACUGCGCUUGGAAGGUGGCCUGCGGCUUGUAGCGGACACUGCAGAGGCCACCUGGUCACGACCUGGAGAUGCUGCAGGUGUUCGGAAGCGCAUGGAUGAGAUACGGCCGCGAGUGGAGGAGUGGGAAAAAGCUGAGAAGGCAAAAAAGGGGGAGGAGGAUGUCAAGAAGAAGGAGAAAGAAAACGGCAAACACGAAAGCAGAAGCAGAGCUAAGGACAAGGACACUUCCGGCUUGUUAGCACGAUCGCGGUGCGUGGGCAGUCGCAGUGUUUUUUGA
Symbiodinium sp. CCMP2456 is the source of this 2121-nucleotide messenger RNA. NCBI's taxonomy places the organism in Eukaryota, Dinophyceae, Suessiales, Symbiodiniaceae. The record is from the annotation of a GenBank genome assembly.